Molecule: messenger RNA, 840 nt
Organism: Monoraphidium neglectum
Lineage: Eukaryota; Viridiplantae; Chlorophyta; Chlorophyceae; Sphaeropleales; Selenastraceae
Exons: 1
Source: RefSeq, a predicted model, not a curated record
AUGGCGGCGGUCAUGCCGAGACCACCCGCCCCGGGCGCGCCCGCGGGCGUCCGCAGCUGCGGCGCACGGCCUGCGUGCGGCAGCGACCCUGGCGGCGGCAGCGCCGGCAGCGGCCGCGCGUGCGCGCCGUCAGAAGCGCGGGCGGGUGCGCCGCUGGCACAGCGUGCAGAAGCGAGGUGCGCCCGCGAGGGGUCGCAAGCUGCGUCAGGCGACGCUGCGAGCGCUGUGCCUGGAUCUGCAGGGCAGGAUCACCGCACUGCACCCAACAUCACGGGCAGCAUGGAGGCUGACAGGGACGGCGCCGCAGAGGCGCUCACACCCGCCGACGCGCCCGCGAGAGGGACGGGCCAGGAGCCGCAACCUCAGCUGCAGCAGGUGCAGGCGCGGGUGCCACCACCCGCGCUCAAGCGCCACCAGCCUCCUCGGCCCGUGGCCAAGGGCGGCCACAAUGGUGCGCCGGCCCCCAACACCAAUGCAGCUGCCCUGGCCGCGGCUGUCGCGGCCCAGGCGGGGCCGGCCAAGCUGCCGGAUCUCAGCGUGCAAGCAGCCCUGAGGAGCGGCCUCAAAAGCGGUGCGGGCGGCGGCAAGACCAAUAGCGUUGCCGCCGGCAAGGGCGGCGGCACCACCAAGAGCGGCAAGGGCGCCGCAGGCGCGCUCGCGCCGCCGCAGUCUCAGUCGUCCGCGGCCGCCGCGGCGCUGGCGGCCGCGAAGCUUGGCCUGGCCGACCAACUGAGCGCCGCGCUAGCGCAGCACGCGCCGCCCGGCGCGGGCGCGAGCGCGGGCCCCGACAAGCAGGCCGGCGCAGGGGCCCCUGCGCCGCAGCCCGCGGCCAGCCAGCAG